Molecule: messenger RNA, 1753 nt
Organism: Cylicocyclus nassatus
Lineage: Eukaryota; Metazoa; Nematoda; Chromadorea; Rhabditida; Strongylidae
Source: the annotation of a GenBank genome assembly
AUGGAGAGGCUGGUGAAGCGACAUCGCGAAUGGAUAGCACAUCGAGACAAUCGUGGCAGAACGGCAGCGAUGCAUGCGGCGAUUGCCGAUAACGUCAGAAAUUUGCAGUUCCUCUUGAGAAAAGGACUCUCGUUGUGGGAUGUAGACAGUGGUGGAGCGACACCACUACACUGGGCUACGCAAUGUGUUUCAACGAAGGUGGUACGAUAUAUCCUGCAAGCCGGGAAGUCACCACAAGGCUUGGCACCCUUUCUAGUACCGGAUAAAGAGGGCGUCACACCAAUACAUAUAGCAGCUGGUGGAAAUGGCAAGAUAUUACAGAUGUUCAUCGAUGCUGUGAGCGCUGCCGAUGAUGUUUUUGGCUUGGCACAGGACAAACGCGGUCGAGGUCCUCUUCAUUAUGCUGCAGCUAAAGCGAGUGUUGAAAGUGUCAGACUCAUACUAGACUCUCCAACUCUCGGUCUACCAGUAGAUGCAAAAGACUCCUGUGGCCUCACACCGCUAAUGUGUGCUGUAGGUGUCCCAUUUACACAAGGUGUCGACGUUUGCCGGCUGCUAGCUCGUCGGAAAGAGAUGUCGAUAUCAGCUAGAAAUCGUGAUGGACUGUCAGCGAUCCAUCUUGCAGCUAUCGCUAACAAUCUUCCGGUGCUCAAGCUUUUCGCUGAGGAAAUGGGCAAAAAUGUCGAGGUCUUUGACAAUGACAAUCGAACACCUCUUCACUAUGCAGCUGAGCAAGGCCACUAUGAAAUUGUGCAACUAUUGCUAGCUUGUGGAGCCAGAAGUACAACUAGCGAUAAAUACGAUGCGAGCCCCGCACACUAUGCUGCUCAGUUCAGUGUCAGCUGUCUUGAUCUGAUUCUAGCAAAGAACAAUUAUGUGGAAAUUAAAGACCGCGAAAAUCGUUCAUGUUUAAUGUGGGCCGUGUGCGCAGGAAAUGUCGAGGUGAUCGAGUAUCUUGUACGUAAAACAUCGCCUGAUCGUCAAGCUAGAGACAAUCACGGCUUCACUGCUCUCCAUCUUGCUGCUAUGGUUGGUAAUGAAAACAUCUGCAAGGUGCUCGUUAGACAAGGUUGGAAUCUCUCGGAACGCGACAAGCUUGACAACACACCGUUGCAUUUGGCAGCCGGACGUGGUCAUACAGACGUUGUGCGUUUUUUAGUCACAGCUGGUGCCAAUAUGAAUGAAAAGGAUGCUAUGGACAGAACACCUGUCUAUUGGGCAUGCUUCGGUGGCCAAGCACAUACCCUCUACUGUAUGAUUAAGGAAUUGGGAUUUGAAUGGCGCACAGUCGAAAAGCAUCGACGUGUUCCGAUCACUGAUGCCCUCGGACAGACGCCACUACAUGCUGCAGCUUUUGCUGGUUUCACUGCUUGCAUCAAUGUGCUUCUGAAUAUAGAAGCUGAGGACGACUGUCUCAUCUCGCCAUUGACUGGAUGGAAGGAUAAACACGGUGAGACCGCACUCCAUGUGGCUUGCAGUCGAGGUAAAAUGGACUGCGUACUUGCUCUGCUCAAAGGUGGUGCUGCUCCCAAUGCCGUAAACGAUGCGAGGAAAACUUGCUUACAGUGUGCAAUCGACAACAAGCAUAGCAGUAUAGCCGAGUAUCUUCGCUCUCAGGGUGCGUUAGUGUUUGCUGAGCUGAGCGAAACGGCAGCUAGAGUCAUACAAAGUUGGUGGAGAGCUAUAUUGUUGCGACGACGAAUGCGCACUAUGAGGAUGAAGUAGAAAACUGCUGUAUGUAUUUAUAAAUAAU